GAAAUUGCUAAAGCUUUAGACAAUGCAAAAGUAGACAGUAUUGAAAUUGCCCACGGUGAUGGAUUACAAGGCUCAAGUUUUAAUUAUGGUUUUGCUGCACAUACCGAUUUGGAAUGGAUUGAGGCCGCUGCCGAUGUUUUGACUCAUUCUCAAAUUGCGACACUGAUUUUACCGGGGAUCGGCACGAUUCACGAUCUCAAAGAUGCUUACAAUGCAGGUGCUCGAGUUGUCCGUGUGGCAACACAUUGUACCGAGGCUGAUAUUUCCAAACAGCACAUUGACUAUGCUCGUGAAUUGGGUAUGGAUACGGUUGGAUUCUUGAUGAUGAGCCAUUUGACCACACCGCAAGCUUUAGCGGAGCAAGGCAAACUAAUGGAAUCUUAUGGUGCUGAAUGUAUCUAUGUUGUCGAUUCUGGUGGUGCAAUGACCAUGCAGGAUAUCCGUGAUCGAUUCCGUGCUAUGAAAGCUGUAUUAAAGCCUGAAACGCAAACAGGUAUUCAUGCCCAUCAUAAUUUAAGUCUUGGUGUGGCAAAUUCAAUUGCUGCUGUUGAAGAGGGUUGUGACCGUAUUGAUGCAAGUCUUGCAGGUAUGGGUGCAGGCGCAGGCAAUGCGCCAUUAGAAGUAUUUAUUGCUGCGGCUGAGCGUCUCGGUUGGAAUCAUGGAGCUGACCUGUUUACGCUCAUGAAUGCUGCCGAUGAAUUGGUUCGCCCAUUGCAAGAUCGUCCAGUUCGUGUAGAUCGAGAAACUUUGGCUCUGGGCUAUGCAGGCGUGUAUUCGAGUUUCUUGAGACAUGCAGAAAUUGCCGCACAACGUUAUGGGUUGAGUACCGUUGAUAUUCUAGUCGAAUUGGGGCGCCGUCGUAUGGUGGGUGGUCAAGAGGACAUGAUUGUUGAUGUUGCUUUAGACCUAUUAAAACAGCAACAGGCAGGAUAA
This is a messenger RNA of Notodromas monacha, 933 nucleotides long. Lineage: Eukaryota; Metazoa; Arthropoda; Ostracoda; Podocopida; Cyprididae. The record is from the annotation of a GenBank genome assembly.